Molecule: messenger RNA, 1505 nt
Organism: Andrographis paniculata
Lineage: Eukaryota; Viridiplantae; Streptophyta; Magnoliopsida; Lamiales; Acanthaceae
Product: UDP-glycosyltransferase 83A1-like
Exons: 2
Coding region: 81-1493 (470 amino acids)
Molecular function (GO): UDP-glycosyltransferase activity
Source: RefSeq, a predicted model, not a curated record
GAUCUAUAAAUACCCCUAAUCUAGCACAGAAUAUGUACAUAUAGAAUCAGAAUAUCUAAUUAAUUAAUAAAUUAUUAUCCAUGGGUGUGUCUGAAGGUGAAGGUGGUGGUGCAGCUGGUCAUAUCGUGGCGGUGCCGUUCCCUGCUCAGGGCCACGUGAAGCCUCUCCUGAAACUGUGCAGACAGAUAGUGAGGCGAUCAAGAGGAGGAAUUAAGGUAACCUUCGUCAACAUCGAAUCCAUACAUUCCAGAAUCAUUGCCAGCAGUUCUCAGGCGGCUGAGAAGGAAGACGACAACAUCGUACUGACCUCCAUCCCAGAUGGCGGGAGGCCUGGCGAAGAUCAAAAUGACAUUUGUAGCCUUCUGGAAAGUCUCAGGUCCUCCAUGCCCGCUUCCGUCGCUGAUUUGAUUCACCGAAUCAACACUAAUUCAAAUAAUAAUAAUAAUGUUACCUGUGUCAUUGCUGAUAUUACAAUUGGCUGGAUUCUGGACACCGGCCGGAAGUUUGGGGCUGAGGCGGUUAUCUUCUCGCCGCCGUCGGCGGCGUCCCUGAUCCCCAUUCUGCAAAUUCCGACACUCCUCGAACAAGGGAAGCUGGAUUCCAAUGGAACCCUGAAGGCAGGCGAAGUCAUCACGCUGUCGGAAGACAUACUCGCCUGGAAACAAAACGACCUGCCCUGGAGCGCUCCGGUGGACCUGAAAACCCAAAGAAUCUUCUUCGAAUGCUCUGUAAGAGCGGAGAAAGCUGCCAGGGAAGCCAAGUGGCUGCUAACCAACACGUGCUACGAAAUCGAGCCGUCGGCCUGCGACCUGUGUCCGAACGUGCUUCCGAUCGGGCCGUUGCUAGAUUCCGACAGGAUCAAAUCUUCAGCCAAUUUCCAUCCAGCGGACGAGGUCUGUCUGUCGUGGCUGGACACGAAACCGCCUGGAUCAGUGAUCUACGUUUCAUUCGGCAGUCUGGCGGUGUUCUCGCUGGAGCAGCUCGACGAGCUCGCGAUCGGGCUCGAGCUUUCCGGGAGGGCUUUUCUGUGGGUGGCCCGGCCCGACCUGGCAAACGGGUCGCCGGUUGUGUAUCCUGAGGGGUUUUUGGAGAGGAUUAAGGGUGUCGGGAAGAUUGUGGGAUGGACAGAUCAAGAAAGGGUGCUUUCGCAUCCAUCGACGGCCUGUUUCUUGUCGCACUGCGGAUGGAAUUCGACGAUGGAAGGUUUGAUCGCCGGCGUGCCGUUUCUGUGCUGGCCGUACUUUGCCGACCAGGCUCAUAACCAGAAUUAUGUCUGCGAUAAAUGGGGGGUGGGGUUGAGGAUUGAAGCCGACAAGAAUGGGGUCAGAAGCAGGCAUGAAAUCAGAUACAAGAUUGAUGAGGUGUUCUCUAAUGGCGGACUGAGAUUGAGGGAGAAUGCAAUCAAACUCAAGAAAAUGUGUGCAGACAGCGUGGAGGCUGGAGGGUCUUCCUAUAACAAUUUCGACAAAUUUCUUGCCUGUCUGAAUAAAUAGUUGCAGUUAAAA